AUGAAAGCACUGUCCGUACCGAUAUGCAGAUGGCAUAAGCAGCACUUUGGGGACAUGACUGAGAGGAUAAAGAGAUUUCAGGAAGAAAUAAAGAAGGUGGAUGAUAUGGUUAGUAGUGGCCACUAUGAUGGUACAAUGGAGGCAAGGAAAAGGGCAUUAGUGCGAUGUUGUAAGAAGUGGUAUGUGAGACAAGAUGUUUACUGGAAGCAAAUGUCAAGAUCUCGGCAUGCUCACGAGAUGGAUAGGAACACAAAAUAUUUUCACAAUAUUGCUUUGACAAGAAGAAGGAAUAACCGUAUUGAAUCCUUGGAGAUUAAUGGGAGGAUAGUGAAGAAUCAAGCAAGGAUCAAAAUUGCUAUAAGGGAUUUUUAUAAAUGUUUGUACCACCAAGAAGGUUCCCCAAGUGUGAGCUUCAGGGAUGGAUUAGUCAAUCGAUUGGAGAGGGAGGAAGCAGAAGGCUUAGAGGUGAUACCAUCAGUGGAGGAGGUGAAAGAGGCAGUGUGGGAUUGUGAAUCUUCUAAGGCUCUAGGGAGUGAUGUGUACAACAUGAACUUUAUAAAAAUGUGCUGGAACGAGAUAGAAAUGGAGUUCACUGCAGCUGUGAUAAGUUUUUUUGAGACAGCAAGACUACCAGCAGAAUCUAAUAUCACAUGGGUAGCGUUGGCGCCAAAAUUUGUUGGGACAAAAGAGAUUAAAGAUCUAAGACCUAUCAGCAUGGUUGGUUAUGUAUAUAAAGUUAUCUCUAAAUUUUUUACUCGAAGAAUGAGGCGUGUGAUGCCAGGUUUGGUUGGGGAAUCACAGACAGCCUUUGUGAAGGGGAGGAAGAUCCAUGAUGGAGCCUUAAUUGCAUGUGAAACGAGAAGAUGGGCUUCGGUAGAACAUGAAGGGCAUGGAUUAGAGAGUGUGUUAGCUCGGCAUCUAUAUCCAUUCUGGAUAAUUGAAAAUGCAGUAAAGAACGGACGAAUAUCUUCACUCUUAUUCGGGAGGGAUAAUAUAGAGUUGUCACACCUACAAUUUGCUGAUGACACUAUAUUAUUCUGUCCGUCGGAAGAGAAUACAGUGAGAAACUAUCAGAGACUACUGAGGUGCUUUGAAAUUAUGUCUAGAUUGAGCAUUAAUUUUGAAAAGUCCAACUUGAUACCAGUGAAUUGUAGCCAGGAGUGGGUUAGCCGGAUGUGUCAGUUACUAGGGUGCCAGGAGGCAGCCUUACCAGUGAGGUAUCUUGGCAUUAACCUGGGAGCAAAUCCCCGAUUGGUGAAAACUUGGAAGCCGGUUUUAGAUAAGGUGGAGGAGAAACUGAGUUUGUGGAAAGCAAAGGUGCUUAGUAAGGCUGGAAAGCUAGUGCUCAUCAAGUCGGUGAUCAACAGUCUACCUAUUUAUUACCUGAGCUUAUAUAAGAUGCCAAAUAUGGUUGCACGUAGAAUCAUUGCCUUGCAGAGGAAGUUCUUCUGGGGAAAGGAUGAUGGAAGACCGGGUAUGGCUCUCGUGAAGUGGGAGAUAGUCCAGGCUCCAAAGAAGCUGGGAGGGUUGGGAGUGGGUGAUGCAGUUGUCCGUAACACUGCCUUACUGUUCAAAUGGUAG
Molecule: messenger RNA, 1581 nt
Organism: Arachis ipaensis
Lineage: Eukaryota; Viridiplantae; Streptophyta; Magnoliopsida; Fabales; Fabaceae
Source: RefSeq, a predicted model, not a curated record